Aedes aegypti (yellow fever mosquito) is the source of this 1007-nucleotide messenger RNA. It is a transcript of the gene SkpA, whose product is annotated as S-phase kinase-associated protein 1. Gene Ontology annotation, cellular component: cytoplasm; nucleus. Gene Ontology annotation, molecular function: cullin family protein binding. Gene Ontology annotation, biological process: SCF-dependent proteasomal ubiquitin-dependent protein catabolic process. The transcript is spliced from 2 exons. The record is from RefSeq and is a predicted model, not a curated record. The coding region runs from base 251 to 739 and encodes 162 amino acids. Lineage: Eukaryota; Metazoa; Arthropoda; Insecta; Diptera; Culicidae.
UUUCGCAGCAGAGUGAGUCAACUGGUCAAAGUGAGUGUAGGUACGCGUUAGAAAAUUUUAUUCCCUUGUUCGCUGCGUUUUGCUACUGCGUGGUAGUGGAAGCAAAAAUAGCAUUCGUUCCUUCCUCUCUUUCUGUGUGGCAGCUGUAGCCAUUCGUAACUUUAUUAAAAUAAAAUCCUUUCCGGGUUGUAGAUCUGCCGUUUUUCCUUCCGGAGCCCUUGCAGCAGGUUAUAAAUAGCAGACGGUUACAAUGCCAAACAUCAAGCUGCAAUCUUCGGACGGAGAAGUGUUCGAUACGGACGUUCAGAUUGCGAAAUGUUCCGGAACGAUCAAAACAAUGCUGGAGGAUUUGGGCAUGGACGAAGGGGAGGACGAGGUGGUCCCACUGCCCAACGUGAAUUCGGCCAUCCUGCGGAAGGUGCUCCAGUGGGCAACGUACCACAAAGACGAUCCGGCACCGGCCGAAGAUGACGAGAACAAGGAGAAGCGCACAGAUGACAUCAGCUCUUGGGAUGCGGACUUCCUCAAGGUCGACCAGGGAACGCUGUUCGAGUUGAUCUUGGCGGCGAACUACCUGGACAUCAAGGGCCUACUGGACGUAACAUGCAAAACGGUCGCCAACAUGAUCAAGGGUAAGACCCCGGAGGAGAUCCGGAAGACGUUCAACAUCAAGAACGAUUUCACACCGGCCGAGGAGGAACAGGUACGCAAGGAGAACGAAUGGUGUGAGGAGAAGUAGAGGAGCUAAAGAUGUAAGUUUACCUAUAUUUAAAAACCCUUUUCUUUAAAAACAACUGCAAAAAAGAAAAAAAGCACGGAAGGCUGUAUUUUGAAACCUAUAUUAUUUGCUGGAUUAAAAAAAACGAGUUGAACACGCAAUGGAGCUCUUGUUUUGAUUUACAGAAAAUCACGCCUCCAUAUUGUUCUGCAUAUAAAUAUCAAUGAGCAGGUUUUCUUGCUAGAUGUAAUCUUAUCCGAAUAAAACUUAAUUGUUAGCUGUAAAUUUA